Messenger RNA from Lineus longissimus, 4139 nucleotides. RefSeq lists its product as uncharacterized. Bases 100 to 3942 code for a protein of 1280 amino acids. The record is from RefSeq and is a predicted model, not a curated record. Gene Ontology annotation, biological process: visual perception. NCBI's taxonomy places the organism in Eukaryota, Metazoa, Nemertea, Pilidiophora, Heteronemertea, Lineidae. The transcript is spliced from 13 exons.
CAAACUAUUGCAAUAGUUUCUGCAAAGUCACUGGUCGAAGCCUGCAGCUUAUUGGAACAGCUCGGCCUGUGCAUCAUUGCAAACCAUCCUGGCUGUACCAUGACUGAUAUGGAGGAGUUGGUUCGCAGCGGAACUCUCUCAAGUUUGUCGCAAACUUAUGAUCCUCGAGAAUGUCUUGCACUGAGAACAACAGAGAGGCCACCAUCUGAGGCUCCCAAGACAACACGCAGAAUGACCACGAAAGAAAUUGUCACCAGGGUACCAACUGUCAAACCAACAACAGCCAGAGGAACCAGUGCCCCGUGUCCAGGUGAUCUUGAUGAUUGGACAGAAAUGCUGCAGUCUUCCCCGUGCAUGUCAUCAUUCAUGACUGCGGUGCAGAUAGUACAGAGUGGAGGCUUUACAUCUGUUGAGGCUUGCAGGGCUUUCAUGUCGGUCUUGAUCUGCAUACGAACUCAUCACCAAGUGGAGCUCACCUGUGCCCUUGAGAUCGUUGAGGUCUACACCCCAGGGAUGUCGGCAACUGUAUCCGUGUAUUGGGACACCUUGAGUAUUGACAUGUGUGAUGCUGAACUUUCUGAUGACCGUUGUUCCAUGUCGGUGCCAGAUUUGAUUGCCAACACAGGAAAGUCAAUGUGUCUGCAACAUGCAACCAGCAUCUACACGAGUUAUCAAAUGGAAGGAUUUGGAGUCAACACUUGCAAAUCAACUCGAGAUUUCAUAACAUGCAUGGCUGAUUACUUCGAGUCUUGCUUGCAAUAUGAUGCAGCAGGUACUGUGGCUUUGCUUAGACCAGUGAUUGUUCAAGAACUUGGGGUCGAUCCUUGGACCUGUUGGGUUGGGACGACAUUGCCUCCAGUACAGACAACUAGGCCAACAGUUAGGACAACAAUUCCACCAGUUGAGACAACUAGGCCACCAGUUAGGACAACAAUGCCACCUGUUCAGACAACCAGGCCACCAGUUCAGACUACAAGGGCUCCACGUGAAACAACCAGUGUACCGGCUGAGACAACCAGAAUGCCAGUUGAGACAACUAGGCCAACAGAUAGGACAACAAUUCCACCAGUUGAGACAACUAGGUCACCAGUUAGGACAACAAUGCCACCAGUUGAGACAACUAGGCCCCCAGUUAGGACAACAAUUCCACCAGUUCAGACAACAAUGCCACCUGUUCAGACAACCAGAAUGCCAGUCCACUCAACAGAGCAGCCGAUUCUGACAACUCCAGCGACAACUAUGCCACCAGUGAUAACCACAACUGAGGCUCCCCCAGUCAUUGUUGAUGGCGAAUUCAAAGUCAGCAACCUCAAUUUCUCACAAGAACUUCUAAACGAAACAAGUCCUGAAUUCCAGCAGUUAGCCGAUACAUUUAAAGACUUGUUGAUGGAUGCAUACAAUAAGUCAGCUUUUGGUGAAGAUAUCGCCUAUAUUGAAAUUAUAGGAUUCAGUGCAGGAAGUGUGGUCAUCAAUUUCCGUAUCGUCUUCAAGCCAAAGCCAGUUGUUGCGACAUCUGCACCAGAGACUGGUACGACUGUUGGCAGCGCUACUGGCACACCCAGCAGCGUUACUGUACGGCCAGUUAAUGGAAGCACUCCAGGUCGACCAGAUCCAGUAACCAAGGCACCGGUUGUCUUCCCAGUGUUGAGCCAAGCGUCUAUUCUUGCCGUCCUUGAUAAGUACAUCGCAACGAAGCCAACGAUUACUGCAUCCAAUGGUGAAAGCAUAGCUGUAGAGAUCGAUCCUGCUUCUAUUGUUGUUCAAAUAGUGACCACCACCACUUCAACAACGACAACAACAACUCCACAACCAACCACAACAACACCGCAACGGAUGACAACAACACCAGAGCAGAUGACUACCGCUCAAGAACCAACUACCGCGUUACCACCAACCACAGCUACACCAGAAGGAACUGAAGUCGAUGUUGAGUUUAAGAUCACGAACCAGAACUUCACUGAGGACCUCUUAAACAAGUCUUCAGAUGCCUACAAGGAGUUGGAGAGGCAGAUCAUCGAGUUGCUCAUCCAAAUCUAUGGCAACAGUUCAAUUGCUGACUUGAUCGACAGUAUUGAAAUCACAGGAUUUGCACCUGGUAGCAUUGUCGUGGGAUACAAAAUGAGCAUCAUGAAAAAAUUGAACCAGCAACCUCUGAAGUCAUCAUCAUCUGAUCCUAUCGAAGAUGCAAUGGAAGAAGAAUACGAUGACGAUGAAUCGGAGCUGACUAAAAUGGCGCACAGGAUGCUCCACGAUGCUGCAGAGAAAAGACGCCUUGGCAAAUACAGCGUGUUGUUAUCAUCCAUCAAAGCCAAAGUUUCAGGCAAGAAAUGGGCCUUACUAGGAGAGCGAGCGUGUCAGGAUGUGACCACCAUGUUUAAACUGGAGAACAGCAAGUGUGGAAGAUUUAAAGUUAUUGCAAAUAGUUCGGCUUCCAUCAAGGAGAAGUGCAGACUAUUCAAUGAAGCUCUGGGAUGUCUUGUACCGGAGGCCGUGAGUUCCUACCGAUGCAGUGCUGGCACCGUCAAACAGCUUCUCUACACUAGCCGAGCCCUCAUGGAGCAAUGGUACAAGUUUGACUACGUGAACUGCCUAGUUGACGAGCAGUCAUUUAGUCAGAUUGCUCCUGAUGCUAAGGUUCAAGCAGGUCUACCAGCUGACUUCACCUGCAAGCAGCCACAGGGUCUGAUGGAGAUGACAGGUUGCGUGGUGCCAAUUCUCGACCUCCAGAAGAAUAUCAUCAGUGGAAACAAGGACAGAGUCUGCAGGUCCUUCAGCAGUUUAAUGGGAUGCCUGAUGACAUCUGCCAGACUCGCUGGUUGCCAAGCGACAGAUGCCUACAAGACCAUUCUGGACAAUCUUGAUUUCAUCAAAGAGAAAUUCAGCGGCUUUAACCCACUUCAGUGCUGGAUGACCGACAAUGACCUUGUGGUGUCACCUUCUGAUAGCCCUGCAAAGCUUGCUCCCACGAAACCUGCUCCUACAAAACCAGAUUCUUCCUGGUGCCGUGAUGUAACAUCGUUCCAGUCCAUGACCCAGUACUGUCCACAGUUGGCUACCCAAUUCAGUCAGGCUCCAGACUGCAGCAUCUUCCGCAACCUGUUGAGCUGUCUGACCUACAAGCUUGCUGGGAAGUGCUCCAUGGAUGACAUCAUGUACAUGCUCUUCACAAGCCGCAAACACAUCGCCCAGGCGUACAACAACUUCAACAUCAUUCCGUGUCUCAUCAGCACGGGCAUGAUGCUCCCAGUCCCACCAAACCAGGAUCUGAUUGCAUCACUUCCAGACGACUUCUCUUGCUGGGAUAUCAAACAGAUCGUGAAGAUUGGUGCGUGUGAUGUGGUAUUGUCAGACUUUACAAAGAAGACAUUGGUUGCAGUUAAUCCAUCAGUUCGAUGCAAUGAAUUCAGUGCCGUUGCCAGCUGCUUCCUAGCGACUGGAGCCCAGGCAGGAUGUGCCACGCACGAUGUCUUCACUGCCAUUAUUGACGGAAUCGCAUUCUUCAAAGACAAAAUCGGGUUUGAUCCUGUUGAAUGUUUCACCCAAGAAGGCUUUAGUGAAUCCUCGUCACCGCAACCGGUAAACCCGGUCCCACCAACGCAACCAGUACCAACACGAUCGGAUAUGGUGAUGACAACUAAAGUACCUGUGGCGCCACCAGUGUACCCGCCCCUUGGCUUUUGUCCUGGUGAUGUGUUCUCACUGAUCUCGCAGGUCUUCCUGACAAGGUGUUCAUCACCGUACAAUGCAUUCUACGCUGAAGCAGGUCAGAAUGAUGUCAUCAUAUCUUGCAGUCGAGCUUCUUCAGUGAUUGACUGUGGUGUUAAACAAUCAACGUGUUCACGUGAGGAAAUCAUCGACCAUAUCAGGAUGAACACACUUCUUCUGAGAAGUUUGUUCAAUAAUUUUGACAUUAGUCAGUGCCUGCCAAAGUCACAGAAAUAAACAGGAAGACUGUCUCGCGGUGGUUGGAAUUGUGUUAAGUAUUAAACAAUCUACCCAAAUACUGUCAAAAUGUUCAUAUUUUGUGCUUUACUUACCAACACGUAUCAAGAAUACUUUUUUCACUUAUCAAAUCCAAAACAACUGCUGAAAUUACUGAGAUAUAUUUUAACUUCCGACUUAUGUGAUAUCAUGGUCAC